Ixodes scapularis (black-legged tick) is the source of this 699-nucleotide messenger RNA. RefSeq lists its product as uncharacterized. The transcript has a single exon. The coding region runs from base 1 to 699 and encodes 232 amino acids. The record is from RefSeq and is a predicted model, not a curated record. Gene Ontology annotation, molecular function: nucleic acid binding. Gene Ontology annotation, biological process: DNA integration. Lineage: Eukaryota; Metazoa; Arthropoda; Arachnida; Ixodida; Ixodidae.
AUGUUCCUCUCGAAUGAACUACUCUAUCACAGAGACUCGAUCGCAGGAACUAAAGUGGACCAGCUGGUGUUGCCAAGAUCGAAACGAGAGGAAGUGCUGCAGCUGGCUCACGAGUCUCUGUGGGGCGGCCGUCUGGGACCGAAAAAGACAAAAGCUCGCACUAAAUACAGCUUUUACUGGCCUGGAGUCGAGCGUGACGUUGCAGAACACUGCAAGACAUGUCAUGGAUGUCAGAUUCGUUCUGAGAGAAGACGGGAGGAGCGAGUGCCCAUUACUCUAUUGACAAGACCAGAUCAUCCUUUCCAGGUCGUCAAUGUCGACGUCAUUGGUCGCAUGGACGCUCCGACGGGAAGGGGCCACAAGUACGCUUUGUGCGUGGUGGAUCUUUGUACACGCUGGCCGGAGGUCGUUUGCCUACGCUCUCUGACAGCGAGGGCCACGUGUGACGCCCUUCUCGAAAGUUUUUCUCGCGGCGGCGUGCCCGAGGUCAUCUGCUCAGACCAAGGGACGAACGUUACAGCAGAGCUGACACAGUUGAUGCUUGAAAAGUUAGGAUGCGCUCCGCGAUUUUUCACUUCAGAACACCCAGAAAGCAACGGAGCGGUGGAACGGUGGAACCGCAUGCUGAAAAAUAUGCUGUUUCACGUCAUGGAGAGGGAUUCCAGAAACUGGGACAAGUUAGUUCCGUUCGUCUUAUAG